Rhodofomes roseus is the source of this 472-nucleotide messenger RNA. RefSeq names its product histone-fold-containing protein. Gene Ontology annotation, cellular component: nucleosome. The transcript has 4 exons. The record is from RefSeq and is a predicted model, not a curated record. Lineage: Eukaryota; Fungi; Basidiomycota; Agaricomycetes; Polyporales; Fomitopsidaceae. Gene Ontology annotation, biological process: nucleosome assembly. Bases 66 to 377 code for a protein of 103 amino acids. Gene Ontology annotation, molecular function: DNA binding; protein heterodimerization activity; structural constituent of chromatin.
CCGGUCUCUCACCACACUCAAAACACCACCUCAACGCUUCAUCUCACUUUUACACAACUCGAACCAUGUCUGGCCGUGGAAAGGGUGGCAAGGGUCUUGGAAAGGGCGGCGCGAAGCGUCACCGUAAGAUUCUCCGUGAUAACAUCCAGGGUAUUACGAAGCCUGCCAUUCGUCGUCUCGCACGUCGUGGUGGUGUGAAGCGUAUCUCCGGUCUCAUCUAUGAAGAGACCCGUGGUGUUCUCAAGAUCUUCCUUGAAAAUGUCAUUCGUGACUCUGUCACAUACACCGAGCACGCGAAGCGGAAAACAGUCACUGCGCUCGACGUUGUCUAUGCCUUGAAGCGAUCAGGGCGCACCUUGUAUGGCUUUGGUGCAUAGGAGUUUUGUCUGUAUUCGCGACGUAUCAUUGUAUCCUUACUGUAGUUGUAUUUAUCCUUAUGGCUAGGGUUUAUCUAUGAGUCUAUUCGGAUUCA